AGAAAGCAAAACCAAGGUCCAAACAUGGUCGGACCCAACGCAUAUGGUUACGUCUUCUUUCAAACAGCCUGCUGUGCUAUUACGCCUAUUGGCUAUUAGUAUUAACUUCUCAUCCUCUCUCUUCAUAAUUCUCUUCCUUCCUAGAUUAUAUGAAUCUAAAUUAUAUUCUCUAUUCCUUUCUUUAAUCAUUUCUUCUUUCACUAAAUUUCGGAGUUUUUUAGUAGAAAAGUUUUUUCUUUCACAUGGAAGUUCUUUUAUACCAUUCAGCACCUUCUCCUGUGAGGCUACGUUUAGCUGAGAAAAAAACAAGUUCACAAAGCUUGCUGCCUUCUGCAGGGGAAAAGACGCAAGUUUUAUUUAGCUUAAGUAGUAGUAGUUCUUCAAGUGUCUACUCUAGGAAGCAUUAUUUAGUUAACAAUACCUAUCAACAAGAUGUUGCUGGGUCACUCAACUCCAUUAGAAGUCACCGGGUUUCUCCAAUAAGAGCCUUCAAUGAAAGUUUUAGUGGUACUGUGCUUGGUGGGGAACAAAGUUUAGAGGAUGUGUCUGAUAGUGCAGAUUCAGUGCCAAAGGUUCAGAUCCCAGGGUUGCCAGAUGAAUCGAAAGGUGAAUCAAGCGCUCCUAUUAGUAGCUGUUAUUGGGAAUGGAAGCCCAAGCUUAAUGUACAUUAUGCGAAAGCUGGAAGUCAGAAUGUGAAUUCCCCACCUCUGCUCUUUCUUCCAGGAUUUGGUGUGGGCAGCUUUCACUAUGAAAAGCAGCUGAAGGAUUUAGGGCGUGAUUAUAGAGUAUGGGCUCUGGAUUUUCUUGGCCAAGGCAAGUCUUUGCCCGUUGAAGAUCCUGCUCCUUUGUUGAAGGAAGCCAGUCCCUCCGAACAGAAGGAUAAAGCAUGGGGCUUUGGAGAGAAAGCUGAACCAUGGGCAGAGAAACUUGUUUACUCUGUUGAUCUGUGGAAGGAUCAAGUGCAGUACUUCAUUGAGCAGGUCAUUGGUGAACCAGUUUAUGUUGUUGGGAACUCACUUGGAGGAUACGUGGCAACCUAUUUUGCGGCAAGUAACCCCGAGUUGGUAAAGGGUGUUACCCUGCUUAAUGCAACACCUUUCUGGGGUUUUCUUCCUAAUUCCUCAAAAUCUCCUUUACUAGCUAAGAUGUUUCCUUGGGCUGGAACUUUUCCUCUACCUCCCAAUGUAACAAAGUUCAUGGACAUAGUUUGGCAGAAAAUGAGUGAUCCGGAAACUAUAGCAGAAUUACUGAGGCAGGUUUAUGCUGACCACACAACAGAUGUUAAUAAGGUAUUUUCCAAGAUCGUUGAGGUAACAGAGCAUCCCGCUGCUGCUGCUGCAUUUGCCUCAAUCAUGUGUGCCCCCACUGGUCAAUUUUCUUUCAAUGAGUCUCUAUCAAGAUGUCGAGAAAGCAAUGUUCCUGUUUGCCUCAUGUAUGGAAAGGAAGAUCCAUGGGUGAAGCCCAUUUGGGGCCAACAGGUGAAGAAGCAACUUCCAGAUGCUCCAUAUUAUGAGAUAAGCCCUGCAGGUCAUUGUCCUCAUGAUGAAGUUCCUGAGGUAGUGAACUAUUUACUGCGUGGUUGGAUCAAAAGCCUAGAAUCCAACAGCUCUGUCACAUUGCCUCUGCUCAAUGAUGCGGAAGCACAGGCCAAAAAAUACGAUCUCACCAAGGAUGUGGAGUUCGUCAGAGAAGGAUCGGAAAAAUUGGUAAGAGUGCGGUUCUUUGGCUCACAGUUUUCGCUUUGGAAAUUAUUAAAGUCUCAGAUCAAAGUUCGCUUACAGAAAGUAGGUAUGAACCCUCGAUGACAAACCUGUGUAAGUAUUACAGCUGCGACCCCAUUGUAGAUAUGCAAUCUCCCUUAUUCUGUUAUUGAACGUACAAGGUGUGUAGUAGAACUGUUGAUGCCUGUGAAAUUCAUAGUCUCAUCCAGAUUUAUCUGCCUAGUGUGAAGUAUCUAGGGAGUAGGAAGCUUAGAUUUGUAACCUAUCCUUGUUAAAAGGACAAUUAUGUAAUUAUGUUGUCCUAUUGUAAUUUGUAAGAAGGUGGCAAAAUUCACAUGUUCUAAAUUCAUUUCCAUGAUUUGGGCAUAUCACCUAAUGAAAUGGGUCUAUUAUUGCUUGA
Molecule: messenger RNA, 2121 nt
Organism: Amaranthus tricolor (Joseph's coat)
Lineage: Eukaryota; Viridiplantae; Streptophyta; Magnoliopsida; Caryophyllales; Amaranthaceae
Product: pheophytinase, chloroplastic
Exons: 6
Coding region: 243-1805 (520 amino acids)
Biological process (GO): chlorophyll catabolic process
Cellular component (GO): chloroplast
Molecular function (GO): pheophytinase activity
Source: RefSeq, a predicted model, not a curated record